AUGACGCCGACGGAGACGCCAGAGCCGUUUUGUCUGUUUCACAAGAAGCCGCACCCUCUGAACAAGUGCAGGGAGUUCAGAACAAAGCCGCUGGAGGAGCGGAAGGCUUUGAUCAAGGAGUACCAGUUAUGCUUCAGGUGCUGUGAGUCCAAGGAGCACAGAUCUAAGGACUGCACAGCUGCUAUCAAGUGUCAUGUGUGUGACAGCCCCAAGCACCCCAGUGCCCUGCAUCCGGACUCUGAUACGCCACAGCAACCCACGCCUGACUCCUCCGCCACGACAACCUCGGCAGAAGCAUCGAGUGCUCCCACUCAGCAGGUUGGCACCCACUGUACUCAGGUUUGUGGCACCACAAAGACUCAACGGUCCUGCCAUCAGAUAUGUCUCGCUAAGGUUUUCCCUACAGGGCAUCCAGAAAAGACCGCGAAGAUGUACGUCAUCUUAGAUGGGCAGAGCAACCAGUCCUUAGCCAGUCCGGCAUUCUUCGAGCUCUUCAAUAUUCAGGGUGAAGAACUCCAAUAUACUCUGAAGACGAAGAAGAUGAAAGCCUCACGGUGCCUAACGGUAGCCACGGCUUUGCUGACGCUGGUGGCCCUCAAGGCCUAUAUCGAGUGGUCUGCUGAACAAGACGGGCGAUUCCCGACCCCUCGCGAGGCCGACUGGCCAACCAGUGCCUUCACACCUGCCCAGACCACAGCUGAAGAUGCCAUGGCGACAGCCCCGCUCCGUUUCAAUGCAUCCCUGCAGCAGCUGCGCCAGAGUAUCCCAAAAUCCAAGGCCUACUGGAACGGGAAGCAGCACCAGAUCUUCCAAGCACUGGACGCUGGGUGGAGUAAUGCCUCCGUGCACGCAUGUGAUGCAUCCAGAGACGCAGAAAGAGUGAGCAGGAUCAAAGACUUCGGCACCUACUCGGAGCUUUACAGGAAUUUUAUCCUGUACGACGAAUGCCGGAACUUCCCGCUCUUGAUCAACCAGCCAGGCAAGUGCGCCCACAGCAAGAACCGCACGUUUCUGCUUCUGGCCAUCAAAUCUCUGCCGGGGAAUUUCGCUGCCCGCCAGGCUGUACGAGACACCUGGGGACGUGAGGGUGAGCAUGGUGGGCUGCCUGUGCGCACCGUCUUCUUGCUGGGAAGAGCCGGGGGCCGAUACGAGCCCAACCUGCAACGCAUGGUGGAGUACGAGAGCCAGACAUUUGGAGACAUCUUGACGUGGGACUUUGAAGACACCUUCUUCAACCUCACACUGAAGGACUUCCUCUUCCUCAACUGGACGCUGGAGCACUGCCAGGACACCCGCUUUAUUCUCAAGGGAGACGAUGACGUUUUCAUCAACACACCCAAGGUCGUGGACUACCUGAGCUCCUUAGAUGACCGCAAGCCGAUCUACAUGGGCCAAGUGAUGGCCAACGCCUCGCCAUUCCGGGUCCGCAAGAGCAAGUACUAUGUGCCCGAGUCGUAUUACAUAGGGCCAUACCCAUCUUACGCGGGUGGUGGGGGCUAUGUCUUCUCGGGUGUGCUGAUCCAGUGGCUCUACGUCAUCUCUCAAUACAUACCCUUCUAUCCGAUAGAUGACGUUUACACAGGGCUGUGCUUCCAAGCUUUGGGCAUCCAUCCUGAAGCACACCCUGGCUUCCAGACAUUUGACAUCGCGGAGAAGGAUCGUGAUAAUCCUUGUGUACACAGAGAAUUACUCUUGGUCCACCAGCGUAGCCCACACCAGACUCUCCAGCUCUGGAAACAAAUCAGGGACCCCAAUCUCACGUGUUGAGACGCCCGGAAACAAUCCAGCCUCUCUUCACUUAGGGGCCAGGUCCUUAAUGGGAGUAAAACGGAGAAAGCCUGUGGAUGCAGAAGUGGAAUAUCUAUUGUGGUUGGACACAGAUGCCUCCUUCAAGGGGGUGCAGUGCUUCCUUUCCAAUUCCAGGUUUAGGGGCAGGGUCUUUCAGAAUCCCCUAGGGAAAGGCAAGGCAAGGCAAGGGCCAUCAACUCUCUUGCUCCCAAGUGCAUCUGCCAGCAGUUGUUGGAAACAGAUCCUUGGAGCAGAUGAACCAGGGUCUGGCCCUUUUAUGUUCAGAGCAUCACCAACCUGUCGAGCAGUAGAGGGGGGGCAGCAAGGUGGAAAGUUAGUAGCCCGUGAUUCAGUUCUGUAUAGCGGGCAAGCGAUGGGUGACCCUCCAGAAUGCCAGGUACAGAGGAAAGGAUACUUUGUUCAUUGGGGGGGUGAUGAAAAGGGGCCCAUUUCUCAGCAACAGAACCCACUGUAAAGACCUCGGUCCGGUCUCUGACAACUGCAGUUAAAGCGGGUCUUGGGCUGCAAGACCGGGAAAGAUGCCCUCCCUAAGACCAGAAAGGGAUGCUGGCAGCGAGAGUCGAUGGGGAACAUUUUGCCUUAGUCCAAGACAGUUCCUUCUCUGUCUUUCACCUGUGUAGCUUACAUUUUUUGUGAGGGGAUAAAACAAAUUGGCCGUGCUUUUGAAAAAAGAAAAACUUUAGACGCACAGACAGCUAGGUUAGGGUUAGUCAGGAAUACGGUGAUUCCACCUGUCACCUCAAUAUAAAAGGAUGGUUCUUUUCCAGAUCUUGGUACUUGCUCGGAUCACCCAGGCUAGAAAGAAGGGUCAGCUGCAUUGACUUGUAAACAAACUCGAACUUGAUGCCUGCUUUCGGUCACGUCAGAUACAUCUCCGGUGCCUUGAAUGUGUUUUCCGUGAAAAUCAUGGCUUCAGAAGGAAGAUACUCCAGAGCCGGUCUGGUCAGUUAGGGAUGUCUUUAAAAAUCUAGAACACUGGAAUGUGUGGAACUCCGUCCCUCCCUUACAAGGAUAGGGUCAUACCCUCUGACCAUCACCCCAGGUGCUGGGAUAACCACCGUAAUUCCUCGUCUAUAUUAAGAAUCAACAGAGAUAUACAAUAGGUGAUAGGAUCCACCCAGGCUAGAGAGAGGGGUCAGCUGCAUUGACUCGUAAACAGACUCCAACUCGACGCUCGCUUUCGGUCACGUCAGAUACAUUUCCGGUGCCUUGAAUGUGUUUUCCGUGAAAAUCAUGGCUUCAGAAGGAAGAUACUCCAGAGCCGGUCUGGUCAGUUAGGGAUGUCUUUAAAAAUCUAGAACAAUGGAAUGUGUGGAACUCUGUCCCUCCCUUACAAGGAUAGGGUCAUACCCUCUGACCAUCACCCCAGGUGCUGGGAUAACCACCGUAAUUCCUCGUCUAUAUUAAGAAUCAACAGAGAUGUACAAUGGGUGAUAGGAUCAUCCAGGCUACAGAGAAGGGUCAGCUGCGUUGACUCGUAAACAGACUCCAACUCCAACUUGACGCUUGAUACUGCCUUUUCCCUAAAUAAAAGAUAAACUGGAGGUGUGUGUGUGUAGGAGCAUCCCCUAUUUAAUUUGUGCAGCUUGCUGUCUUGAGAAGCACAGACACAGGGCAGGGAAAAAAUAUCAGAUCCGCCCCCUCUUUCUUCACCUAGUUAAUAGCUUUCUUCCUGAUGAAGAGAUCUGUGUCACUUGAAACAGUCUCCCUUUGUCUGUGGCUUUCCGCUGUUAUGGGCUGACACGCCCACCACCGGGCAAACAAAAGGUUGUCGAAUCAAUUUAACAACCUUGCUGUUGCUUCCUCUGUAAAUGUCCUGGGGUUUAGAUAAGCCUUAAGGAAAGGUCGUAAAAAUGAAAUAAAUUCUGCCAUUUCCAUUGCUGUCAACUCCCUUCCCAGUACUAAAACUUGAAGAAGGUUCCACUGUUUUCAUGUGACCUAUUUAAAGGGCAGGCGGAAACUGUUUCCUGCCGCGCUCAUGAAGUAAUGUACAUAGUAAAACACGCCUUACAUGCU
Gekko japonicus is the source of this 3825-nucleotide messenger RNA. It is a transcript of the gene B3GNT8, whose product is annotated as UDP-GlcNAc:betaGal beta-1,3-N-acetylglucosaminyltransferase 8. Gene Ontology annotation, molecular function: protein N-acetylglucosaminyltransferase activity. Lineage: Eukaryota; Metazoa; Chordata; Lepidosauria; Squamata; Gekkonidae. The transcript has 2 exons. The record is from RefSeq and is a predicted model, not a curated record. Gene Ontology annotation, cellular component: membrane. Bases 1 to 1767 code for a protein of 588 amino acids.